AUGCACAAAGGAUUCACAAUCGUGUUGAAGAUCGGGACAUCCUCGCUCGUGGACGAGGUCACACGCGAGCCUCUCCUCUCGAACAUGUCGCUCAUUGUGGAGACCGCGGUCAAGUUGCGCCGCGCGGGCCAUCGAAUCGUCCUUGUAUCUUCCGGUGCGAUUGCCGUCGGUCUCAAGCGCAUGGGCAUGGCUGUAAAGCCGAAAAGGUUGGCGCAGGUGCAGGCGCUCGCGGCCAUCGGACAGGGUCGGCUCAUCGGCCUCUAUGACGACCUCUUCCGCCAGUUUGCGCAGCCGAUUGCGCAGAUUUUGAUUACCAGAAAUGACAUUGUGGACUACACACAGUUCCGCAACGCCCAGAGUACCAUUGAAUCGUUGCUCGACAUGGGUGUGAUUCCCAUUGUGAACGAGAAUGACACCUUGUCCGUAGCCGAAAUCAAGUUCGGUGACAACGACACUUUGAGUGCAAUCACGGCAGUUAUGGCGAACGCCGACUACUUGUUUUUAAUGACGGAUGUCGACUGUCUCUACACGGAUAACCCACGGACAAACCCGGACGCCAAGCCGAUCUUGUGUGUGGGUAGCAUGGACGAGUUGGAGGUGGACACCUCUUCCGGAGGCUCUGACGUAGGGACGGGUGGUAUGACCACAAAGUUGAUUGCGGCGGAAUUAUGUAUGGAUAGCGGUGUGACGGCCAUUAUCAUGAAGCUGUCUCAACCAGCUAACGUCUUGCCGAUUGUUGAGUAUAUUCAGUCGAUCAGCAACGCCAAGGCGACAGGAGAAUUGGCGAGCCAGCUUGCACAGCUUUCCCUCAACAAGGUUCCGCUCCACACGCGGUUCAUCGCCGAGCCCCGUCCAAUUAACAACAAAAAGUUUUGGUUGUUGCACGGUUUGAAGACGAAGGGGUCACUUAUUAUUGACCAGGGUGCGUAUAAAGCGAUCAUUCCGCCAAACAGAGCUGGCUUGUUACCAGCGGGGAUUAUUGGCGUGGAGGGUAGCUUCCACGAGUCGGAGCCUGUCAAGUUGAUGCUUGGGCACCGCGAUCCGGAGACGGGCUUGUGGGACAAGACCAAGGAGACAUUGGAGUUUGGUCGUGCAAGAGUAAACUACAAGGCGAUGGAGAUCCAGAUGAUCAUGGGCAAGCACAGCUGGGAGAUUGAGGGGAUUUUGGGGUACCAUGACUCGGAGUAUGUAGCGCACAGGGAUAAUUUGGCGUUUCCACCAAGUGAAGUGAGAGCAGAAGCAAAAGCCGGUGUAUAG
This is a messenger RNA of Babjeviella inositovora NRRL Y-12698, 1257 nucleotides long. It is a transcript of the gene PRO1, whose product is annotated as glutamate 5-kinase. Gene Ontology annotation, molecular function: ATP binding; RNA binding; glutamate 5-kinase activity. Gene Ontology annotation, cellular component: cytosol; cytoplasm. The coding region runs from base 1 to 1257 and encodes 418 amino acids. The record is from RefSeq and is a predicted model, not a curated record. The transcript is spliced from 2 exons. NCBI's taxonomy places the organism in Eukaryota, Fungi, Ascomycota, Pichiomycetes, Serinales.